Messenger RNA from Funneliformis mosseae, 147 nucleotides. NCBI's taxonomy places the organism in Eukaryota, Fungi, Glomeromycota, Glomeromycetes, Glomerales, Glomeraceae. The record is from the annotation of a GenBank genome assembly.
CCACAAUUGAAAGAAUUUAAAUUCAUUCCUGUUGAAUUUGAGCCCCCUCCGCAAAGACCUUUGAACCCAAGACAAAUAAAUCGAAUAAUGAAAAGGAGGGAGGCGAGAAAGAAGAUCGGCAAUAGAAUUAGGGCUACCAGAAAAAAG